AUGCCUUCGAGAGUAGAUACAGAUCAAACGGGCGAUGAUGGAAACAGGUCUACGCUCACGAAGCUUAGUCAAGCUCAAUUCGAUCCUGUGGAUUUUCUCAAUGAUGCGCUGCCGAACUUGAGUCUGUCUACCCAACCGCUGCCUUCAAAGAUCAGCCGAUCGUCACAAGUGCAGGGCGCCGCCACGGAAGCACUUGCUUUAUUCUCAAGUCUCAGUACCAUCAACAUCCGGUCAUCUUCAGAGUUGUCUUCGCUGACGGACGAGAUCAUUCGCAGCGGAAAUCGAUUGGCAUACGAGGUGGAGGUUCUUCGAGGCGAUGUGAACGGAUUUCAUGAGUUGUUGACCGAGUCAUUGCGUGAAGAUAUCGACGAGUUUGUCAAGGAUGAGGCGUCAACGGGCCACGCUGCACCAUCGCUUGAACCCGAGGCUGACGGCGGCGAAAUGGUGCAUAUCCGAGCGCCGACCGACGAACCUGACUUCAUGGCUCGUUUACGACUGCUCAGCAGAGUCAAAACGCGUCUGGAGUCGGUCAUUACGAUAUUUGGUGAAGCAAUGAAGUGGCCAGUACCGCCAUCCGAGGUGUCAGGAGCGUCGCUAAUUUCUGUGUCCGCUCCAGAGUUGGGCAUACAGAGCUCAGCAGAGGAUGAUCAAGCAAACGAAGUCUUAAAACAAAUACGAGACGAAAUCAGUGAGCUGCUGGCAUCAGACGCAGGACCCUAUACCGGCGUAGAAGCUGCAUCACGGAAAGUCGAAGAAUACACAAAGCUGGCAACGCUCUGGAAGGGAACAGGAGAGGAGAAGGCAAGGCUAAAGUUUGUGGAUUCAUUGGCCAAACUUGUGGAAGACAGGAGCAGAGCACUGGAUGCACGAGGGACUGCUCGCAAUCCGAGGCAAGACAGCUCUGCCCGUUCCAGCUCGGCAACUGCAAGAAACAUGAAAGGUGCAAACGAGGGUAGUGGUGCGACGGGAUUGUUCAGAAACUUGCAACGUCUGAAGGAUGAUUUGUAUCUUGACUGA
Messenger RNA from Cladophialophora carrionii CBS 160.54, 1017 nucleotides. RefSeq lists its product as uncharacterized. The record is from RefSeq and is a predicted model, not a curated record. The transcript has a single exon. Lineage: Eukaryota; Fungi; Ascomycota; Eurotiomycetes; Chaetothyriales; Herpotrichiellaceae. Bases 1 to 1017 code for a protein of 338 amino acids.